AUGGUUGGCGUUAUAGAUGCAUGGGCUUCCUACCUCAACAACAUGGAGGAAUUUCGAUCAUCGUACUCAGCAAGAUGGCUAUUUUUCACCACGUACCCAUGUUUGUACACCAUUGUGACAAAGCCUCAAUCCAUGGAUGUCAACACAAUUAUUGCAAACUUCUGUAACAACUUGGACAGAGAGUUGAAGGAAAUACCAUAUUUCAAAUGGGAAGAUGUAAACACGGUGUUGUUCCCCAUAUGUGCAAAUCAGCAUUAUUAUGCUGUUUGUUUUUGCUUCAAGAGAAAUGCUAUUGCUGUAAUAGACAAUUCUGCAAACGGGGAUGACAAUGACCUAACAAUAAAUUAUGGUCACAUUCCAGAAACAUUGAGAUCAUACUUUUGUCACUUCCUCACCAAGAAUGGUCUCCACGCAUAUUGUAAGAUAGUGUCCAACUCCAAAAUGCAGAGAUUGAAAAUGCCAUGGAGGACAGUUGAUAACGUUGAAGAUUGUGGAGUAUUUCUAAUGCGGCAUAUGGAAACGUACAAGGGUGAGCGAGAAGGUUGUUGGAAUUGUGGCUUGAAGAAAUCAAGUUCGGGUGUCCUUCAGAGCUUGAGGGCUAAAUAUUGUUCGGCGCUGAUGUUAGCCGAAAAUAGCCAUGAAAGCUUCAACAACAAAAUUGUUACAGCAGCGUAUUACGAAGAGGAAAGCAAACACAUUGAAAUUGAUGUUGAGAAAAUGAUUGCGGCAUAUUUAAAGAAGAAAUGA
Messenger RNA from Salvia splendens (bonfire salvia), 747 nucleotides. RefSeq lists its product as uncharacterized. NCBI's taxonomy places the organism in Eukaryota, Viridiplantae, Streptophyta, Magnoliopsida, Lamiales, Lamiaceae. The transcript is spliced from 4 exons. Gene Ontology annotation, biological process: proteolysis. The coding region runs from base 1 to 747 and encodes 248 amino acids. Gene Ontology annotation, molecular function: cysteine-type peptidase activity. The record is from RefSeq and is a predicted model, not a curated record.